Penicillium canescens is the source of this 6438-nucleotide messenger RNA. Its product is annotated as type I polyketide synthase. Gene Ontology annotation, molecular function: 3-oxoacyl-[acyl-carrier-protein] synthase activity; fatty acid synthase activity. The transcript has 6 exons. NCBI's taxonomy places the organism in Eukaryota, Fungi, Ascomycota, Eurotiomycetes, Eurotiales, Aspergillaceae. The coding region runs from base 1 to 6438 and encodes 2145 amino acids. The record is from RefSeq and is a predicted model, not a curated record. Gene Ontology annotation, biological process: fatty acid biosynthetic process.
AUGGCACGCGUUCAGCAGAUCAUCUUGUUCGGAGACCAAACCGACGACUUCUUGUCGCUCCGGCGUCUUCUCUCCCCCAAUCAAUCUCCUCCUCUCUUAGAAUCCUUCCUUAAUAAUGCCAUACGCGGGCUGCGAGCAGAGAUCGGCUCCCUGCCACUUCAGGACCGCCAGCAAUACCCCAAUUUUACCACGGUGGCCAGCAUCCUGGAUUGGAGGAGCCGUCAGCAGAAACCCUACCCAGCCAUUGAUAGCGCCCUGACUUGCAUAAACCAGCUGGCCCAGUUUAUCGAAGCUCAAAGCAUCACCAACACUUAUAUCAGCCCUUUAAAUACCAUCAUCGGCGGCCUGUGUCUUGGGUCUCUAUCCGCUGCGGCCGUGAGUAGUUGCCAGUCGAUCUCCCAGUUGCUUGAUCUGGGGACGCAGACCAUUCAGGUGGCCUUCCGGACAGGACUGCACGUCUCGCGAGUUGGACGGGCCAUUGAUCAAUCUUCCACGGAGCCAUGGUCUCUAGUGGUUGCCACACGAUCACCGGACGACAUUUUGCAUCGCAUUGAUCGAUUCACAGAAACCCAGCAUCUGCCUUCGCACACUCGGCCCUAUAUCAGUGCUUAUCUGUCACACGCUGUGACUAUCAGUGGGCCGCCUACCAGCCUAUCCAGCCUGCAAAAGUCCCCCGAGUUUGCUACCCUUUUCCCGCGGACUAUCCCCAUCUUUGCUCCCUAUCAUUCCGCUUUCCACUUCGCCUCGGCCGACUUUGAUGCUAUCCUGGAAGGCAUUUUCUCCACUGGAGAUACGAUACCCUCAAGCGAUAUUCCGUUCAUCUCUAGUACGAGUGGCCGGCCAGUCCAGGGCACGGGUGUGCGCUCCCGAUUCGAAUCGGCUCUGGCCCAGAUCCUCUUGGAGACCUUGCGUUGGCAGAGCCUUGUCAAUGGAAUGAUCGCGGCUCUCCCCGGACUUGAUACCCCUGAUGCCCCCCAGUUUCACGUCCAGUCUUUUGGAAGAACCGCCGGGCCUCGACUGGCUGAGGCGAUCGAAUCAGCCACCAGUUACACCCGGCAUCAACCUUCCCCUAGUCUUGGUCCGACACCAGUACGCUCGGGGCAAGCUGACUGGUCCAAGAUUGCUAUCAUUGGGUAUUCCGGUCGAUACCCUCAUGCCGAGUGCAACGAGGAGUUUUGGGAUCUGCUCAUCCGGGGGCUUGACGUGCACGAGGUCGUGCCGGCUUUGCACUGGGACGCACGAACCCAUGUCGCUAAGCCGGGACAGGCGAGGAAGAAUACGAGUGCCACACCGUUUGGAUGUUGGUUGCAGAAUCCGGCAGCGUUUGAUGCUCGCUUCUUCAAUCUAUCGCCACGUGAGGCGCCCCAAGUUGACCCGGCGCAGCGCAUCGCCCUGAUGACGGCGUACGAAGCCAUGGAGCGUGCGGGCAUGGUGCCCAACGCGACUACGUCCACGGCCAAGGACCGCGUUGGUGUUUGGUACGGUGUCACGUCUAACGACUGGAUGGAGACCAACACCGCGCAAAACAUUGACACCUACUUUAUUCCCGGCGGCAACCGCGCAUUUAUCCCGGGCCGCCUGAACUACUGCUUCAAGUUCAGUGGCCCUAGCUACGCGGUCGACACGGCGUGUUCGUCCAGUCUGGCGGCCAUCCAUCUCGCUUGCAAUGCGCUGUGGCGCGGCGAGGUUGACACGGCCAUCGCUGGCGGCACCAACAUUCUCACCAACCCCGACUUUACGGCCGGGCUGGACCGUGGUCACUUUCUGUCGCGGACGGGCAACUGCAAGACGUUUGAUGACAGCGCUGAUGGGUACUGCCGUGGCGAGGGUGUUGGUACCGUCAUCCUGAAACGCCUCGACGACGCCCUGGCCGACCGCGAUCCCAUCUGCGGCGUCAUCUUGAGCGCAGGCACCAACCACUCCGCAGAGGCCGAGUCCAUCACCCGUCCGCAUUCCGGUGCGCAGCAGGACCUCAUCCACAAUCUGCUUCGCACCGCCGGAGUGUCGCCUUACAGCAUCAGCUAUGCCGAGAUGCAUGGCACGGGAACACAAGCCGGGGAUGCAGGGGAGAUGAACUCGGUCUUGACGACUUUGGCUCCACCUUCUGUUCCCUAUCGUACUCAUGAUCAGCCGCUGUAUCUGGGUUCGGCCAAGGCCAAUAUUGGUCACGGAGAGGCCGCCUCGGGAGUAUCGAGUCUGAUCAAGGUCAUGCUGAUGAUGGAACACAAUGCCAUCGCUCCACACUGCGGCAUUAAAACCCGAAUCAAUCGCAAGUUCCCGACCGAUUUAGAGGAUCGCAAUGUCCACAUCGCCAAGACCCCCACACCAUGGACUUCGCAGCAUGGCGAGCCCCGUCGCGUACUGCUGAAUAACUUUAGUGCUGCCGGGGGUAAUACCGCGCUGUUAUUGGAAGACGCGCCGUCGAUUCCAGAGACUGAAGAGGCGGAAGAUCCCCGAACAUGCCACCUCCUGGCCGUCUCAGCCAAAUGUGCCUCGUCCCUUGAAGCGAAUGUCAACUCACUUCUGGGCUACAUAGAAGCCGCCGGAGAGGACCUCUCCUUACCGUGUCUCUCGUACACGACGACUGCCCGUCGCAUGCAUCAUCCCCAUCGCGUCAUUGUGCAGGGCUUCAAUGCCGCCGGUAUCCAGCAGCAGCUUAGAUCUGCACUGGCACGCGGCGACGGAGCCAAUCGACCUUCUGUAGCACCAAAGGUGGUUCUUGCAUUCACCGGACAAGGAACCCAAUUCGUGGGAAUGGCCCGCCAGCUGUGCGGCUCGCUACCGCCCUUCCGUGCCAGCCUGCAGCAGCUUGACCGCAUCGCCCAGUCACUGGGCUUUGACAGUUUCCUGCCAUUCAUUGAGGACGAUUCUGGCGCUGACCUCAAGCGGUUCUCGCCCAUGACUGCGCAGCUGGCUAGUGUUUGUCUCCAGAUUGCCUUAGCCCAGCUGUGGGCGUCACUGGGAAUUGUUCCUGAUGCCGUGGUCGGUCACAGCCUAGGCGAGUAUGCUGCCUUGAAUGUUGCGGGCGUUCUGUCGGACGCUGAUACAGUGUUCCUGGUGGGUAAGCGGGCACAGCUCCUCGAGGAACACUGCACCCUACAUACACACAGCAUGUUGGUGGUACGGGCUUCCGUGGAUACCAUCCAGUCGGCCCUGGUUGAUAUAGAAUAUGAAAUCGCGUGCAUCAAUGCGCCUGAGGAAACGGUUCUGGCAGGGCCUAACGAUCAGAUUGAGGCCCUCCAACAAGCCCUGUCGCAAUCAGGGGUACGAUCCAAGACAAUCCCCGUCUCGUACGCAUACCAUUCCUCCCAAGUGCAGCCCAUUUUGGACGAUCUGGUCCAAGCUGCUCAACCGAUCGUGUUCAACAGACCCUCCAUCCCGGUCUUAUCACCAUUGGUGGGAGAUGUCGUGCAGACAGAUGGAACCUUUGGACCGGAAUAUCUCCAGCGACACUGUCGGGAGACGGUAAACUUCUACCAGGCAAUGCAGUCUGCGCGGGUUGCCGGUGUUGUGACUGAUCGAACCCAGUUCGUCGAGAUCGGCCCUCAUGGAGUGGUCACGGGCCUGAUCAAGGCCUGCUCGAAGGCAUCUCAGGCACAUGCAGUGCCCACCCUGCAACGGGGCCGCGACGAUUGGCAAAGCCUGGGCGAGGCGAUGUCGAGCCUGUAUCGAGCUGGACUGGACAUUGCCUGGAACGAGUACCACCGACCCUUCCCGGCCGCGCAACGCGUGCUGCGGCUCCCCGCUUACAACUGGAAUCUGAAAAACUACUGGAUUCAGUACGUGAAUGACUGGUCCUUGCGUAAGGGUGACCCGCCACUCAUCCAGUCCGCUCGUCUGGGCGAGUCCACCACCGUCCACAGGGUUGUCGAAGAAACCAAAGAUUCUAUCGUGGUGGAAUGCGAUCUGUCCCGCGAGGACCUGGUUCCGAUUGUGAAAGGCCACAAUGUGGAUGGAAUUCCUCUCUGCACGCCGUCGGUAUAUGCGGAUAUUGCCCUGACGUUGGGCAACUAUCUACGCGACCGUCACCAAUGUGACGAUGCCGAAUCUGUAGUCGAAAUAGCAGAUAUGACCAUCCAUAAGGCCCUCGUUGCGAAGCCCAGUGAGACAAAGCUUUUACGCGCGUCAGUCGCCGUUGACUGGGAGGUUAACAGCGCCAUGUGUCGAUUCUUGUCCAUGGAUUCGAAGGGAGAGCCCACGAUCGAGCAUUCGCAUUGCACCAUUCUGCUCUCAAGUCCUAGUCGUCGUGCCGCACUUGAAGCAAAACGAACCGGCAUCCAGAAGCGGAUGCGUGAAAUGCGCGAUGGCCUAGAACCUGGCAUUACGCAGCGAUUUAACCGCGCUAUGGUGUAUAAGAUGAUUCGUCCCCUGGCGGAAUUCCACCGUGACUACCGGACGAUCGAGGAAGUGGUAAUUGAUAGCCAAUCUCUCGAGGCAUCCGGUAAAGUCUGCUUCUCUGAGGUGCAAGCCCCAGGAAAGUUCCAUACACAUCCCUCUUACCUCGAUGGCCUGGCUCAGUCUAGCGGGUUUGUCAUGAACUGCAAUGACGACGCUGACCUCGACACGGAAGUCUUCGUCAACCAUGGAUGGAAGGGCCUGCAAUUGUAUGAGCCGUUGCGACCGGAUGCACACUACACUACGUAUGUACAGAUGGUCGAGGGAGAGAGUCGCAUGUUUGAGGGUGAUAUGAUCGUCCUCGAUGGAGAUACGGUCGUCGCGUCCUUCAGGGGACUUGUGUCCCAAGGAGCUCCACGACAUGUCUUGCGAUAUGUGCUGUCUAUGGAAAGCGGCGACAAGGCUCUUAUAGCGUCUGCGAAACAGGCACUUUUAUCGGCCGCGAAACAGGCACCUAAGCCAGCAGCACCAACACCAGCUCCUGCUUCUAAGAGCCACGAUGAGAAGAAGUAUUUGCCGUCAGCGCCAAUACAGAUGCCGCAGUUGACAAAAAAUUCAUCGUCCUUGUUGGCGUCCGCUCUACAGAUUAUCUCAGAGGAGAGCGGCGUAGCACUCGCAGAGCUGGAAGAUGGUUGUGUCUUUGCGGAUAUGGGACUCGACUCUCUCCUUUCGCUCGUUAUCACGAGUCGAUUCCUUGAAGAGUUGCCUCUGGAUGUGCCUGUCGAAGGGUUCUUCAUUACCUAUCCGACUGUGGCUGACUUGCGAUCUUUCCUGAGCCAACAUGAAAGCAGCCAUACGGCACAGACACCUAUUCCCGAUGUGGUGAACCCUCUCGAUGCCAUGGCCAUCCCUCUUCCACAGGCCGUGGUAGCGUCGAGCUCUCCAAGCUGGACAGCCGCGCUGUCCAUUAUCUCCGAAGAAAGUGGAAUCAAUAUUUCCGAGCUGACGGACGAAUGUGUCUUUGCUGAUAUGGGAAUUGACUCGCUGCUGUCGCUGAUUAUCGUCAGCCGAUUCACCGAGGAGCUGGAGAUGGACAUUGCGCUCGAAUCCGUCUUUACUGACUAUCCGACGGUGGGCGAAAUUAAAGCCCUGUUCCUGUCAGACCAGCCCAGCAGCGAUGAGAGCACUCCGCCGCCGAGCUCAAUCGAAGACAACAAUGAGACCCCGUCCUCCGAGAUCUCGAACUUUUUCCCGUCAGAUGAUGACAGCAAGACAAAGUCGACACGCUCCCCCGUGCCACCAACCACCUCCGUCCUCUUGCAAGGAACACCCUCGAAGACAGAAAAGACCCUGUUCCUCUUCCCAGAUGGUGCAGGCUCCGCCACGUCGUACGCAGGGAUCCCUCGCGUAGACGCCAGCGUCUCGGUCGUAGGCCUCAACUCCCCAUACCACCGGCAGCCCCACCUAUUCGACUGCACCAUCGACGACCUGAUAAAGAGCUACAUAGCCGAGAUCCGUCGCCGCCAACCAAGCGGCCCCUACCACUUCGGCGGCUGGUCCGCAGGCGGGAUUCUGGCCUACCACGCCACGCAGAUUAUGAUGGAAGAGCUCCACGAAACAGUCGCCAGCCUAGUCCUCAUCGACAGCCCCGUACCGAAAGGGCUUGAUCGCCUCCCGCAGCAUUUCUACGACUACUGCAACAAGGUCCAUCUAUUCGGAGGCUCAGGCGACGGAAAGACAGCCCAGGCACCGGAGUGGCUGGUUCCCCAUUUCAACGCUACAAUCGACACCCUGCACGAGUACCAUGCAUCUCCACUACUACAGCUGGAUGGGUCCAUGCCACGCGUGUCGAUGAUCUGGGCUUGUGAGAGCGUUAUGGAUGGUGCGGAUAUUCCGCGCCCGCCAUCUUGUCCUGAGGAUACGGAGGGAAUGAAGUUCCUGACCGAAGCGAGAACUGACUUCUCGGGUAAUGGCUGGGAGAUGCUCUUCCCCGGUUGCUCGCUGCGGAUUGAGAGGGCGAAUGGUGCAAACCAUUUUACGAUGAUGAGGGGGAGUUUGGGCCAAAUCUUGCUUCUUUCAUUCGCGAGUCUCUUUGAUUUUUAA